Messenger RNA from Nannospalax galili (Upper Galilee mountains blind mole rat), 2155 nucleotides. RefSeq names its product radical S-adenosyl methionine domain containing 1 (gene Rsad1). The record is from RefSeq and is a predicted model, not a curated record. NCBI's taxonomy places the organism in Eukaryota, Metazoa, Chordata, Mammalia, Rodentia, Spalacidae. Gene Ontology annotation, cellular component: cytoplasm. Gene Ontology annotation, biological process: porphyrin-containing compound biosynthetic process. Gene Ontology annotation, molecular function: coproporphyrinogen oxidase activity; 4 iron, 4 sulfur cluster binding. The coding region runs from base 90 to 1352 and encodes 420 amino acids. The transcript has 9 exons.
GGCGACCCACGAGGCCAAGCGCAGCGCACACCCGUGCAUCCUGGGUGCAUCUGGGUCUCGGAUCCCAGCUCUCUAUCGCUUUGCUCGCCAUGAUUCCUUCCGGUGCCCAAGCCCGCAGCUGGGUGGCCUCGGUCAGGGCGACCCGGAGGCGCCCCCGUGUGGACAGUCCGGGACAGUCCCCGAGUCCUGAGCGCGCCUGCAGGCGUGCGGCGCUUUACGUGCACUGGCCUUAUUGCGAGAAGCGGUGCAGCUACUGCAACUUCAACAAGUACAUCCCCCGUGGCGUGGAUGAGGGGGCCAUGCGGAACUGUCUGGUGACCGAGGCACAGUCGCUGCUUCGGCUCAGCGGGGUGCAAAGGGUGGAAUCUGUGUUCUUUGGUGGGGGGACUCCCAGUCUGGCCAGUCCCCACACUAUAGCUGCUGUCCUGGAAGCCGUGGCCCAGGCAGUUUACCUGCCAGCAGACUCAGAAGUUACUUUGGAGGCUAAUCCCACUUCAGCCCCAGGCCCUAGGCUGGCAGCUUUUGGAGCAGCUGGAGUCAACAGGUUGUCCAUUGGCCUACAGUCCCUGGAUGACACUGAGCUGCAGCUGCUGGGACGGACUCACUCAGUCAGUGAUGCUUUGCAGACUCUGGCAGAGGCGAGGCGCCUUUUCCCUGGUUGCGUAUCUGUGGACCUGAUGCUGGGGCUGCCUGGACAAAAGAUGGACCAGUGGCUGGGGCAGCUGCAGGAACUGCUGUACCACUGUGAUGAUCAUCUCUCCCUCUACCAGCUGACCCUGGAGCGGGGUACUACACUGUUCACUCAGGUGCAACAGGGUACCCUUCCAGCCCCUGACCCAGAGCUGGCUGCCGAGAUGUACCAGGAGGGCAGGGCAGUCCUUCGAGAGGCUGGCUUUCGGCAGUAUGAAGUCUCCAACUUUGCGAGGAAUGGGGCGCUCAGUACCCACAAUUGGACUUACUGGCAGUGUGGUCAGUACCUUGGCAUUGGGCCUGGGGCCCAUGGGCGAUUUACACCCCAGGGGGAUGGAGGCCACACCCGGGAGGCCCGGAUCCAGACACUGGAGCCAGACAACUGGAUGAAGGAGGUGAUACUGUUUGGUCAUGGUACUCGGAAGCGUGUGCCCCUGGGCCAGCUGGAGCUGUUGGAGGAGGUUCUGGCUAUGGGGCUGCGUACUGACGUGGGGAUCACCCACCAGCAUUGGCAGCAGUUUGAGCCCCAGCUGACCCUGUGGGAUGUGUUUGGAGCAAGCAAGGAGGUGAAGGAGCUGCUGGCACAGGGUCUGUUGCUGCUGGACCACAGGUCUGUUGGGGGUGGUGUGCAGAUGGGGCUGAGGGGUCCCUGGGAAUCCUGACUACAGAUCUAGAGACCCCAAAACAAGAAUGGGGUCUCCGGUGUUCCUGGGAGGGUCUAGCUGUGCUGGAUUCUCUGUUACUGACCCUUUUGCCUCAACUUCAAGAGGCCUGGCAGCACAGAACCCUCUUGCCUGUGUCAGGAAGAUGACCAUAUGUUCUUGGAUCACAGAGCAAUGCCAGGUAGACUUGGAGGGCUGGACCAGGAUGGCAAGCAUCCCUCCUCUGCCUGCAGGUGCCAUCUCUACUUUGAGUUGUUGUUGCUUGGCCCUGGCAUCCCUGGGGGAAUGGCUACAGUGAAUGGUUGGAAGGACAUACCUGGUCUGGGAACUGGCAUCCCACCCAGCAUCUUAGGAUUUACAGACCAUCAUGUGUGUGUUACUUGGCUGUGACUUGCUCAUCACACACACACCAGCUUUUGUUGGCCUUUUGGGAUACCAAAUAACAAGCAGUAUUUGGAAAUCUUUCUACAGGGAUUUGCCUCCAUCUGAGAAGCCUUCUCCACUUCCAGAGUGAGGCCUGAGAUACUUGUAUGAGUCAGUGGAACCAAGUCCCCUCUGAUUAUCUUAAACAGGAAGGAAUUUAAUAUAAGAAUGAGGUAUUUACAAAACCAUUGAGUUUUUCAGCCAAGGCCAAUUUAUUUUAUGAAAUGUAUCCCACAUUCUGGAUGUAUCCAGUGUUUCCCAAGGACUGAAUUCAGGUUCAACUUUAUUUUUCAAUUUUAGAAAAGAUUUAUUUUAGGGGCUGGAGAGAUGGCUUAGCGGUUAAGAACCCUGGCUGUUCUUGCAGAAGACCUGGGUUUGAA